UUCUCGACCCUUUCGGCGAAUAGAGAGCACGUGUUUGCUCGCCGGUUGCGUUCAACUCAUUUUAUCGUACAAAACUUUGCAUCACAUUUGCUGCCUGUCCAAGUUUGGUGACUAAGGGUUGAAAAAUUCUGAUCAUUAUAUAGAUAGGUUAAUAUGAAUCCCGAAAAAUUGAAGAAGCUUCAAGCUCAAGUACGAAUCGGCGGUAAGGGAACACCCCGACGCAAGAAGAAGGUUGUACAUGCUACUGCUGCUACAGAUGAUAAAAAAUUACAAAGUUGUUUAAAAAAAUUAUCUGUGAAUACAAUUCCUGGUAUAGAAGAGGUUAAUAUGAUUAAAGAUGAUGGUACUGUCAUUCAUUUUAAUAAUCCAAAAGCUCAAGCUAGUUUAUCUGCUAACACAUUUGCCAUUACUGGUCAUGGCGAAAAUAAACAAAUUACUGAUAUGUUACCGGGAAUAAUAAGUCAAUUAGGUCCUGAAGGUGUUACACAGUUGAAACGACUAGCAAGUACAGUUUCUGGAAGUACAGUUGGUAAAUCAACAUUGGAAGAGGAUGAUGAAGUGCCAGAUUUAGUGGAGAAUUUUGAUGAAGCUAGUAAAGAGGAGGUUGCUCCAAAAAAGGAAGUGGAUGAAAAUGAUAAAGCAGCUGGUGAUAAAAAAGAAGCUAUUACAAUCAAUGAAAUGAAAGAAGCUCCCUUAGCUACGCCUGAGGCUUAAAGUUACAAGCUAUUUCAUACAACUAACAGUUCUAAUUGACAAGUUAAGUAAUACAAAUUGCAAAAGCAAUGCGAAGUAUCACUAUACAUACGUUAUAAAUAUUUGACAUACCUUAUAAUAAUGCUAUAUGAGUAACAGUUAACAAGAAAUAAAAAAAAGGCUGUUACAGAAAUCAAAAGUUUCUAUAAACAAGUUUAUUUUGUUGCAUCUGUAAGGUAGACUUUACUUUGAAACAGCUAAAAUGAUCUUACUCUUUCUAAAUUAAUAUUUUGUAAUAUUACAUAUGAGGAAGCAUUUGAAUUUUAGACAUUUUUAAUUCAAAUGUUUAUUCACAUGAAAUGCGAUAUUCAUCUAUAAUUUUUAUUACGAUCAUAUUUAUAAUAAGAUCAUAUUUUUCUCAUUGUUACAUAUUGUGUUCGUAUCUGUUUUUACGUAUCGAGAACAAACAACAAAGAAUUUAUAGAGAUAUAAUUAGUGAAACGAAAUGAAAUUCCGGCAAGAGAUAAUAGUUUUCCGCCUAUUUGCAAUGUAGGGGAAAGAAAUUUAUAUGCAUUGUAGAAAAAGAAAAAAAUGCGCGAAGUACUGAGGCACCUCUAUUUUAAUCGAAAUUGAUAUAUGGAUAAGAAUAAUUUAUCGUAACAGCGUUCCAGCGUGAAAAAUAAGGUGUAAUAUUUUGUAAUGUAAUCUAUGGAAUAAAUUUAUUUGCUGGAAAUGCGGUUUUCUACUUAAAAAUUCAUGUUCUUUAAAUAAUUAUAAUAGUACUUUGCCGAUAUUUAUAUCUUCAUUCAUAGAAUAGAUCUGUAAUAACUGUAAUUAUGAAAAUAUAAGUACUCUCUGUAUAGUA
Apis laboriosa (Himalayan honeybee) is the source of this 1558-nucleotide messenger RNA. It is a transcript of the gene bic, whose product is annotated as transcription factor BTF3 homolog 4-like. The record is from RefSeq and is a predicted model, not a curated record. Lineage: Eukaryota; Metazoa; Arthropoda; Insecta; Hymenoptera; Apidae. Gene Ontology annotation, cellular component: cytosol; nascent polypeptide-associated complex. Bases 154 to 714 code for a protein of 186 amino acids. The transcript has 4 exons.